Messenger RNA from Penicillium angulare, 678 nucleotides. Its product is annotated as ankyrin repeat domain-containing protein. Gene Ontology annotation, cellular component: nucleus. The transcript has 2 exons. Gene Ontology annotation, biological process: regulation of gene expression. Bases 1 to 678 code for a protein of 225 amino acids. Gene Ontology annotation, molecular function: protein binding. The record is from RefSeq and is a predicted model, not a curated record. NCBI's taxonomy places the organism in Eukaryota, Fungi, Ascomycota, Eurotiomycetes, Eurotiales, Aspergillaceae.
AUGUCUGCCUCAACACCAAGGUCUAAGCCUACAGUGCCUGUUGCACUUUCAUCUGAGUCAAUCGAGGAUCUCAUCUUCGAUGCUCGAGCAGGCGAUCUCCAGGCUCUGAACGAAGACGUCGCUAGCCUAGCCUCGCAACACAGCUGUCCCGAAUGGCAAAUUGUUGCCUCGGCUAUUGACAUGGAAGAGGAGAGCGAGGGUGGCUCCGGAUCCUGCGUGCUGCAUUUCCCCUCUGCAAAUGGAAACUCAGAAAUCCUCAACGCUCUUCUUUCAAAGUUGUCUGCUGGAGAUCAAGCCCAGCGCACAGCUUUCUUAAACCACCGCAAUUACUCUGGUAACACGCCUUUGCACUGGGCUGCACUGAACACGCACUUGGAGUGUGUGAAGGCGCUUGUCGAAGCCGGUGCCGAUGUUGCUAUUAAGAAUGAUGCUGGACAUGAUGCGGUCUUCCUUGCUGAGCGGGCUGCUUGGUCUGCUUCUGCGGAGGAGGUCAAGGAGGAUGAGAAUGGAAAUGAGGAGAUCGAGAUGACUAUUGGUGAGGCUGAGGGUGGUGAGGAUCAGGAAGCUUCUAAUGCUGGGGAGAUGUCUGCGGGCAGACAGGUUGUUGAGUGGUUGUUGAGCUCGGAGAAGGCUGGUGGGUUGGAAAGUGGUGCUAAUGAAGGAGAGAGCUCGGCUUAA